AUGGCCGACCCAUUUUUGUGGGAGCAUUGCGUGCUGGGCUUCACCCUCCUUGGCUAUGCAGUUCUCUCAAUCAAUGCCUACAUCAAUCGACGCAAGCGCUUGCGGCUGUCCGAGCAAUCGAAGACGAUGUCAGAGUGUGAGAAGUGUUCAGUAGAAAUCGCCAACAGCCUGCUUCCCGAUGUCAAAGUACCAGACUACCGCUUCAAGGGCAUGCACUUGAAGAUGUCCGGGAUUCGCAUCGGCUUUGACCACCUGGGCGUGAAGCUCAAAUCCACGGGACGGACCAUCCUGGAAGGCGUCAGUGGUGAAUUUCGCCCCAAGAGGGUCGCAGCGAUCAUGGGACCCUCUGGCGCCGGGAAGACGACCUUCUUGAACGCUUUGUGUGGUCGGGCCACCUACGGCACCACUAGCGGUUCCAUCCGCAUCAACGGACAGAGCAGCAGCAUCGCGGAGAUCAAGCAGCUUCGAGGUUUCGUUCCACAGGAUGACAUCGUCCAUGAACACUUGACCGUGCGAGAGCAGCUCUACUAUUCUGCGCGUUUGCGCAAUGCGGAGGGCACUCCACCAGCAAUGAUCAACAACAUCGUUGAAGAUGUGUUGAACGUCAUGCAGCUGCUGGAUGUACAGCACAGCCUGGUUGGAGAUGUGGAGAAGCGUGGCAUCAGUGGAGGACAACGAAAGCGAGUGAACAUCGGUUUGGAGCUUGCAGCACGUCCUACCAUUUUGAUGCUGGAUGAGCCGACCAGUGGCUUAGACGCCAGCACUGCUUUGGAGAUCAUUCGCUCGGUGAAGCGGCUCACCGCCAUAGGUAUGACUGUGGUGAUGGUCGUGCACCAGCCGCGCUACUCCCUGUUCACACUCUUUGAUGAUUUGCUUUUGCUUGGUCUUGGUGGCCGAACGGUCUACUUGGGCAAAAGUGAGGGCGCGCUUCCCUACUUUGGCAAAUUGGGCUUUGAGAUGCCCUUGCACGAGAAUCCAGCGGAUUGGUUCAUGGAUGUGAUCUCCGGAAAGGUGAGGAACGAGAAGAAUCCAACUUUGCAGCCAAGAAAGUUGGCAGAUGCAUGGGCUGAAUUCAUGACGAAUUUGUUUGAUUCAGGUGACUUGGAGUUGGGACCGGAUGCAGCUGAAGGGCCGAUGGACAGGUUCGCAUUCACGAAGGCUUUGGAUGCUAAACUGUUCAGUGCAGGAUUUGGAGAGAAUGAUGUGUUGAGCCAGGAGCAGUUCGUAGACUUCCUAGACUUCUUGAAGGUAAAGAAGCCAACUCCUGCAGCAUGGGAAUGUCUAAUGGAACGCAUGGACUUUCAGGACGGCUUUAUCACUCGGCCGAGGUUGACCUCUUUCCUUCAUGCUUUGACGUUCUCCUUCUCCCAGGAUGCAGGCAAAUCUGAAGGGGAUUUCACAUCCUCUGAGGCCUCAAGCAUUUCCAUAGGCUCUUCCAAAGAGAGCUCCGUGAGUGGAAUUCUCACCAGCAAGAAGAUUGGACGUCGUGGGCGCUUUCUGAUCCAGUACCCCAUUUUGCUCCAUCAGAAUAGUAUCCGUUGGGCAAGGGACUGGAAGCACAAGCUCAUCAGCACUGGUCUCAUCAUGUUCGCAGCCGCCGUGUUUGGGGGACAAUGUCGCGAGAAGCUGAUCCCCGAAAACAUUUUAUGUCCCCUGAAGAUCAACAUCUCCCAUCUCCCCAUUGGGACCCUGAGCGGAAUAGCAUGUCUCCACAUCUUCGGUUCAGAUCGGCCUUUGUUUUGGCGUGAGAGUGCCAGUGGAGUGGGAGUCACUGCCUUCUAUCUUGCCAGAGUGACCGUGUCCCUCUUCGAUGUGCUGGUCUGGUGCUAUUUGUACACAAUCGUGUGGAUGAUCUUUGCUGAAGCACCUUGCAGCUAUUGGAUGUGGCUGAUUGCAUUUCGGAUGACUGCGGUCAGUGCCAGUGGCGUGGGUGUCUUUAUGUCGACCCUGGUGCCGAAGCAGAACUCGACUCUUGCGACUGCGGUGCUCCUGCUGGUCAUGGGUGGCGCACUCAGUGAACCUCAGGUGAUUGCAGAAGCCGAAGGUCUCAGCAGUGCAUUGGCAUUCCUAUCUCCAUUCACUUGGUCUCAGGGGGAGAACUACUUGGCGCUGAUCGAGGUCAGUGGUGGAGAAGAGGCCGUGGACUUUUAUGCCGUAAUGAUCGUCGACGGCUACAAGAAAAUCCUACUAUGCUUGGGUGGAAGUGACCUGGGCUACUUGACCUUGGCCUAUAUCUUCUGCGGUGUGUUCGGAUUUCUUGCGCUGAUCUUUGGGUAUAUUGGGCUUCGGUUUUCUCAUCGUGGCAAACAGGCAUAA
This is a messenger RNA of Durusdinium trenchii, 2316 nucleotides long. Lineage: Eukaryota; Dinophyceae; Suessiales; Symbiodiniaceae. The record is from the annotation of a GenBank genome assembly.